GUGAAACAUGCAUUAAUAUUUACCAGAAGUUGCUGAAGCCAUUACUAACUGGACAAACUUGUUUACUAUCUUCUCAAUCUAUAAAUAACACCUUAGUCCUUCUCCAUGACAACCCAUUCAAGAGCCUUCUGAUAAUUGCUUCAUAUUCUUUCAUCCCCUGAAACAAAGCAAUCAUGGGUGUCAUUACUUUCACUGAAGAGUUCAGCAGCCCUGUCCCAGCUGGAAGAUUGUUCAAAGCCUUCGUUCUCGAUUUCGACCACCUCUUGCUGAAGCUUAUGCCUCAGGUUUUUAAGAACAUCGAAACAAUUGAAGGCAAUGGAGGCCCUGGAACAAUCAAGAAGUUGAACUUUACUGAAGGUGGGGAAGUUAAAUACUUGACGCACAGGAUUGAUGCAUUGGACAAAGAGAAGAUGAUGUACAGUUAUACAAUAAUUGAAGGCGAUGCAAUGGACAAGAUUGAAUCAAUUUCUUACGAGAUUAAGUAUGAGGUCUCCUCUAAUGGAGGCUGCAAGGGCAAGAUUGUUAACAAGUACUUCCCAAAAGGAGGCGUCGAGCUCGAAGAAGAGAAAAUUAAGGAAGCCAGGGCACAGGCCAUGGGUAUCUUUAAAGUUGUGGAAGCCUAUCUCUUGGCAAAUCCUGAUGCCUAUGCUUAAGCAGGCACUCUUGAACUGCACAAGAUUGGCUGUACUGUUGCCUUACUAAAUACUAAAUAGCCAAUUUGGCUUGAUGAAUAGAAGUCAUGUUUUCCUUUUCAUCUUA
This is a messenger RNA of Mangifera indica (mango), 759 nucleotides long. RefSeq names its product major allergen Pru ar 1-like. Bases 174 to 653 code for a protein of 159 amino acids. Gene Ontology annotation, cellular component: nucleus; cytoplasm. Gene Ontology annotation, molecular function: signaling receptor activity; abscisic acid binding; protein phosphatase inhibitor activity. Gene Ontology annotation, biological process: defense response; abscisic acid-activated signaling pathway. The record is from RefSeq and is a predicted model, not a curated record. The transcript has 2 exons. Lineage: Eukaryota; Viridiplantae; Streptophyta; Magnoliopsida; Sapindales; Anacardiaceae.